Actinia tenebrosa (Australian red waratah sea anemone) is the source of this 403-nucleotide messenger RNA. RefSeq names its product large ribosomal subunit protein mL54. The record is from RefSeq and is a predicted model, not a curated record. Gene Ontology annotation, cellular component: mitochondrial large ribosomal subunit. NCBI's taxonomy places the organism in Eukaryota, Metazoa, Cnidaria, Anthozoa, Actiniaria, Actiniidae. Gene Ontology annotation, molecular function: structural constituent of ribosome.
UAUUCAACAUGGCGGCCUUACUCAACAACUUGUGCAAGUCUUCAUUUAGAACAUCUCUAAUUUCCCCAACUUUUUACCGACAGAUAUCUUUGACUAUAACACACAGCUGUUCUUCAAAACCAAAAGAACAAGGGGAAGAAACUCAUAAACUGGGGCAAGAGCGAUGCUUUGGAAUUAACUAUCUAAAAGAUGGAACAGAUCCUCCAUUAUUGCCAGAUAAUGAAUAUCCAGAUUGGUUAUGGAAAUUAACUGAGCCUACUUAUACUGAGGAAUCCCCAGAACAGACUGCAGCAUACUGGAAAAACAUUAACAAGAAAAGAAGAAGACAGGAAAAUGAAAUUAAGAAACAAAAGAAAAUCUAAGUUAUUCAUUUUCUUAAAUAUUGAAGUUUAAUUAAAAUUGU